Molecule: messenger RNA, 1397 nt
Organism: Hyalella azteca
Lineage: Eukaryota; Metazoa; Arthropoda; Malacostraca; Amphipoda; Hyalellidae
Product: cuticle protein 19-like
Exons: 2
Coding region: 44-619 (191 amino acids)
Cellular component (GO): extracellular matrix
Source: RefSeq, a predicted model, not a curated record
UACAGUCUCCGUGCUCACCACAUCUUUCCCUCUCGCCUUCAACAUGUUGUCUAAGGUAUGCGUUCUGUUUCUGGUGGUGGCAACAGUAGCGGGUGACCGCCCCACAUACCGCCCACCUCGCCCCACCUACAACGCACCCCGCCCGGCACCCACCCCCACCUACAGCGCCCCACGCCCCGCGCCCCGUCCCUCUUACCAAGACUCCUUCGAGGAUCCUAAGUACGACUUCGAGUGGCAGGUCGCUGAGGACGCCAACAACUUCCAGCAGCAGGAGUCCCGUGAUGGAGACGACACCAGAGGAUCCUACGUCGUCGACCUUCCCGACGGUCGCCGCCAGACUGUCACGUACUCCGUCGACGGUGACUCAGGGUUCAUCGCCGAGGUGAACUAUGAAGGCGAGGCUCGCUUCCCUGACUCCAGGGAGUACUCUGCUCCUCGUCCCGUGUACCAAGCUCCAGUUACCACUCCACGCCCAGUGUACCAGGCUCCAGCUACCACUCGUCGUCCGGCACCUCGUCCUACCACUCGUCGUCCUGCCCCUCGUCAGCAAUACAGAGCUCCUCGUCCUGCUUCUCGUCCCAGCGCGGCCAACAGCCUUCUGGCCGCCUAUGGUUUCUAAUUACCACGUCACUACCACUACGACUUCGACCUGACCACAUCUGCUCUAACCUAACCUCACUUACCAAUUAUCUUGACCUCUCCUACCUUGAUCAUAACUCAAGGGCUUACCUUGAGCUAUAACUUGGUCAUAAUUCCUAAAAUUGAAUAGAAUAACCUAUACAUUUACCAUUUACCCUAUCUAGAAAUUGAUGACUAAGAUCCCAAAUCACCAAAUACUGAAAGGAAUAACCUGAGCAUCGGGAACGCCUCAUCCAAUAGGCAUGAACGAUGGAACCAUCCGCUGCUGCCACACCGUGCGCCUUCUUCAUGACGAGGCGCCACGUCGUCAAAAUGCCUGCAUCGAAUGGUCACACGUCAGACCGAUUGUUUCGUGACGUGUUCCUGGUGCCUCAUGGUCUGCAUGUGACGAGCAGAGUGUCUGCGUGGGGUCUGAUGGUCGAGGUCUGAUGGUUGUGGUCUGAUGGUCGAGGCCUGAUGGCCGAGGCCUGAUGGUCGAGGCCUGAUGGUCGAGGUCUGAAGGUCGAGGUCUGAUGGUCGAGGUCUGAUGGUCGAGGUCUGAUGGUCGAGGCCUGAUGGUCGAGGUCUGAUGGUUGCGGUCUGAUGGCCGAGGUCUAAUGGUCGAGAGUCGUGCUGGCUUCAACAACGAACGUCGAACGAAUAAUUUUGUGCGAUUUAUUUAUUGCGUUUUGUAUUAUAUUGAAAACAUUGAGUUUCCUUGUUAGGGUGGAGCAAACUUGCCUGUAACAUGGAGCUUACAAAAAUAAAAUUGAAUUUUU